GAUUGUUUUAAAGCAUUUUUAAAAAAUAUCUGAGCGCAUGAAAAAUUCAGAAAAAUAUUAAUUAAAGCGGAAUUAGAAGUCCACAAUUAAAAUGAGGCAUUGGAGUGAAUUUACAGUCGAUAAGGUACUGGGAAAGAGAUUCUGCAACGGAAAUUGUCAGUACUUGCUUAAAUGGAGAGAUUAUCCAAACUCAUGGGAAUCUGUCGAUAAUUGCAGUAACUGCAUUGAUUUAAUUAAAGAAUAUGAGGAAGAACGGAUUCAGGUGAAAACAGGAAUGAAAAAUGUUGAACUUGAUCAGAUUAUUGGAGCUUUUCAAAAUCGAGAAUUAAUCUUUAUAUUGCAAUGGAAAGGCACUAGCUUUUGUACAUUAAUGUCUUCAAAAAUAGCUAAUCAUGCUUACACCCAAGCCGUCAUCCAAUUCUACGAAGAUAGAUUUAUCUGGCUAUAAAUAUGAAUUUGCCGUAAAGAUUAAAGAACAUUAAAUAAAGUCUUCGUUUGGAACUGAUACAGUAAAUUGUAAGCUUUUUAAUGAUUGUCUUUACUUAAUAGCUUUUGAGAGGUUUUAUACGAUAAGCUAAGUAUUAAAUUAAGGCAUUUUGUGGCAAUAAUUUCAGUAUUAGUUCAGUUUUAAUUGAAGUAAGAUGGAUAAAACAUUUUUAGUAGCUUUAUUAUUCAGCCUAGUCUUCUUCCUGUUGAUCAUUGGAAGCGACAGUAAACCACAAAUUUGUCCUUGCAUGUUAGCUCGGCUUGCACAGCAACAAGCACAAUAAAGUCAUGACGUAGAAAUAGUCAUGGGACAUCCUUAGAAGAUAAUAGAUAAGCUGCGUAAACAAAAGCAACUGACGUCAAUUAAACCUUUACGUACUCUCAGCAUCUGUUUUAAUUUAACACUUGAUACUAAGCAAACAUUAAUUACUGUUUAUCCUAAAUUGUCAUUAAAAGUGGAUGAGUGGCACACAUUGAAGCACUCAAAUCCUUUUUU
Molecule: messenger RNA, 982 nt
Organism: Chironomus riparius
Lineage: Eukaryota; Metazoa; Arthropoda; Insecta; Diptera; Chironomidae
Source: the annotation of a GenBank genome assembly